Messenger RNA from Somion occarium, 2833 nucleotides. The record is from the annotation of a GenBank genome assembly. Lineage: Eukaryota; Fungi; Basidiomycota; Agaricomycetes; Polyporales; Cerrenaceae.
GGAACUUUACGGGCGCGUGUGGAUGUUAUCCCACGUGACCGUGACCGUGACAAUGAACGCCCAUUGAGCUCAGCAAUAUUGAGUUUAGCAUGAAGCACAGUGAGCACGCCGCCAUCCUCAGCAUCGACAACAGCUUGACCGACUCAAUAUGUCGGACCCUCCUGUUACGUUCAAGAAGACAAAGGCGAAAAGAGCACAACGUGCUCGGGAUUUGGAGGCUGAUCCUACUUCCGAACCAGCAGCAGACACUGGGGAGGACUCGCCUAGCGUCCUUGCAACUAAACUCAAGAACAAGUUGAAAACACGUACUAAGCCCCAAUCGAGAUUGAGCUUUGGCGGGCCUGAGGAGGAAGGAGAUGUAGAGGAGUUUAAGAUCAAGAAAUCAAAGCUAAGCAAGAGGGUUACUCAUGUGUCGAGUCACAUACCAGCCGCCCCGUAUGCACCAACUAUCUCAACACCUUCUAGUGGAGGUCCGACGUAUAGUGCUGCCUAUCUUUCUGAGCUAAAAGCCGCAACACCGUCUGCCAGACCCGUGCUUCCCGAGGAUGAAAGCAUCUCGUAUGAUGCCGAUGUAUCUAUGUCGGAAGUCGAUACCUUCGUCGCUUCCUCCUCCAUUUCAAGUAUAGUGGAUUUGACAAUGGAGGAAAAGGAAACUAUCAUCCCGUCAACUUCCUCGAUUGAAGCCGUUAAACAGAAACGGGAGCACAUGAGGAAGACGGGGGUGAGCGAAGACUUCAUUUCGUUAUCUAUCACGAAGAGAGAGUCACAAGGGCCUCAUCCUAUGAGCCGGCUGAUGAGAGAAGAAGACGAAAUAGGUGAAGCUGAAGAUGAAUUUGCCGAGUACACUAGUGCGCAGGAGCGCAUAGCUCUGGGUAAGAAGUCUCGGAAACUGGAAGCAAAGAAAAAGCGAGAGGAGAUGAAUGAGUUGAUCGUUGAUGCAGAAGAGGAAGAUGAAGAGACUAUUGAAUGGGAACAAGCACAACUACGCCGAGGAGGUCACGCGUUCGAGGAACUAGAACCGAAAGCGCAGAAAGCGAUUUAUAAAGCAGCUGCUGUUCCUCAACCAACACCUAUCCCGACUCUCGGUCCAGCAAUCGCACGACUCACCCAAUCAUUAUCCAAUCUCACCUCCUCCCAUGCUCAACAUACGACGUCCAUGGCCUCACUUGGUGAAGAACAAACACAACUGGAGACGCGUGAAAAAGAGAUGCGAGACAUGAUCGCUAAGGCCGAGGAAAAGCGAAGUUGGUUUGUCGCAUUCAGAGAAUGGGUGGAGAGCGUGGCUACAUUCCUGGACGAGAAAUUCCCUUUGCUACAAGAGCUGGAAGACGAGCAACUGUCUCUUUUGCAAGAGCGUUAUGAUAUGGUCAACCAGCGACGACAAGCAGAUGAUGAAGAUGAUCUCUCCCUCUUCCUUGGAACGCUUCCAACCCCUCCUGCUCAGCAAGACCAGACAGAUGACCUAGGCCGUGUUGUGCCGCAAACCAGCCCAACCGUGGCUCGGAAGGAGCGUAUAUCAGCAAGAGAGGCACGUCGAAUAUAUCGUCGAGCGAAAGGUGUCCAUAGUCAAGAAGAAGAGGGAUAUUCGACCGACGCUACUCUUCCGCCUUCAGAUGCAGCGGACUAUGCCCUUGCGGUCGAAAAGUUGUUGGGUAAAGCGAAUGAGAUCGUGUCUGAUGUUGAAGCAAAGGAUUUUCUGGAUCCAAGGUUGGGUCUGGGCAAAUGGUUCGACGAUUGGAGGUCGAAGUUUGGUGACAUUUAUACGAGUGCUUUUGGCGGGCUUGGUAUGGUCGGUGCUUGGGAAUUUUGGACGAGGUUGGAGAUCUUGGAAUGGAACCCAAUGGAGACUACCAGGACCUUGGAUACAUUCACCUGGUACCAAUCGCUGCACGACUAUUCUAGACCUGGGCGAGAGGAAGACGAUAUGGAAUCGGAAGCCGAAUUAGGACCGGAUGGUGAUCUCGUCUCAGCGAUGAUCUCAACGGCGGUCAUCCCGCGGAUAUGCAAGAUCUUGGAAAAGGGUGGACUGGAUCCCUACUCUGCCAAGGAUGUUCGUAGGUUGAUUGACCUGUGCGAAGAAAUCGAGGUCUCUGUGCCAAAAGAGCACCUGAAGUUCGAGUUGCUUCUCAAAUCCGCGUUUAUCACAUUUCAGACGGCUGUCACUUCGAGCCAAACUACGGUAACAAAAUAUCUCCAACUCAAUCAACCGCGCUUCGAUCCAGAAGCUAUACCAGCUCGACGUCGAUUCCUCUCAAGGCGGUAUAAAUUAAUGGAUAACAUACUUCGUUGGCGAAAGUAUGCAGGGGAGAUGUACGGUCUCGGGCAAUUGGUCACGACGCUGGUGGCGGACGUGAUGCUGCCUGUUGCGGAGAGUGGGUGGGAAGUUGGUGGAGAAGACUCUAUGCGCAAGGUUUGUCGUAUUUUUUCAUCAGAUCCUCUUUCUCUGACACUGAUUCUUCCGCAGGUCUUGCAAGUACGUCCGCCGGAGUUGGUGCCGGUAGCGUUGAGAGCACGACUCAAUAUUAGAUGAGUAUAUUGCAAGUGGAUUAUCAUAGGGCUGUAUGUAUUGUAUUUCAUGAGCAGCUUGAACGCCACUGUACAAUGCACACCAUUCUUCUGUACUGAGGAGAACUUUAAGCACAAGGGUUUACGAAGAGCUAGCGUAAAUUGCGCAUCAGUCCGCCUAGGGUCUCAGUCUACGAGAUAUCCUGGUCAACGACGUGGAUUCUGGACCUCUGACAUUGUAUGUACUUCAUCAAGGGCUUUGAUACCACAAGACAGAUAUGUGCUGUUCCUCCGUAAAGUCUAAAAAGCAUAAAUUGUUCAAUGCGAA